Naegleria lovaniensis is the source of this 2733-nucleotide messenger RNA. RefSeq lists its product as uncharacterized. Gene Ontology annotation, cellular component: chromosome. Gene Ontology annotation, biological process: chromosome organization. The record is from RefSeq and is a predicted model, not a curated record. The transcript has 3 exons. NCBI's taxonomy places the organism in Eukaryota, Heterolobosea, Eutetramitea, Acrasida, Naegleriidae. The coding region runs from base 1 to 2733 and encodes 910 amino acids. Gene Ontology annotation, molecular function: protein binding; ATP binding.
AUGCCUCCAAAGAAGGUUAUCGAAGACUCGGAAAGUGAAGAUGAAAGAGUUGUCCAUUCCGCUCAAUCAAAUGAUAAAUACCAGACUGUAACAAAGAAGAGAAGUGUACUUUACGAAUCAAGCUCUGAUGAAGAACUUGGCCAAGAGUCUGAAAUAAUGACAGACUCCAGCUCGGAGCAUGAAUCAGAUUAUGAAAGUAAUGAUAUUGAUGACGAUAAUGAAGAGGAUAUAGAAUCUAGAUUCAAAAAGAUUGAGAGAAAGGUGUUGGAAAAGGCUUGCAUUAAUAAGGAAAGCAUGCCCAACCAACUCAUUGUCCAUACUAUCGAAUUGCACCAAUUCAAGUCAUACCGUGACGUAUGCACAGUUGGACCUUUUUCAUCGGAUUUGAAUUGCAUCAUUGGCUCGAACGGAUCAGGAAAAUCAAAUAUUAUUGAUGCUAUUUGCUUUGUUUUUGGGUUUGAUUCUAAGGAUUUGAGGGCUAAGAAUUUGGCUCAACUCGUCAACAAUCAAACUUCCAACACGACAAACGACACUUACGUGAAAAUUUCUUUUCAUCUAAUCAAUAGAGAAUCAAGAGAAAAGCUCGAUUGGUUUGACAUUGAACGAAGAAUCAAGUCUGGUGAGCUUGGUGCUAGCCACUAUUGUAUUACAGACAAUACCGGAUCAAGGAAGGCAUCAAAGAAGGAUGUUAAACAGUUAUUGACAAAACAUGGAGUUGAUUUUGACUAUCCUGACCGAUUUAUAGUUUUACAACAUAAUACUGUCAAGCUGGUAAAACAAAAUCCAAAUGAAAUGAUGAGCUACUUGGAGCAUUUAUUUGGUACUGAUCAGAUACGAGACGAAAUGAAAAAAAUUGAUAUUGAAAUAUCAGAUAGCUCAAAGCAGCUGGAAAAUAUUGACAAUGAGAAGCAAUCCAUUCUCAAAGAUCUAGAAAUUAUAAAGCCAAAGGUGCAGCAAUAUGAAAAAUUCGUUUCCCUCAAAGAAAAGGCUGAAAAAUUGAGCUCAGAGCUUGAAGUAGCAAAAUGGAGAUAUAACAGCUUCAAGCUAAAGUCUUUCAAGUUGGCCUUAGGAAGUGCUGAAAAGGACUUAUCAAAGUUGCAAUCUGAUUUGAACAGUAACCAAAGCGAGAAGAACAAAUUAGCAAAAAAACACCUCGAUUUAACAAAGAAGUUGGAGGACACAGAAGAAGCAUUUGAUAAUUUGAAACAUGUGAUCAAAUCUCAUCAAAAAUCCUUAGCAAAGAAGAAGGCAACACUUGCAUCUAUUGCUAGAAACGUCGAUGAAGUAUCACAGAAUCUUAAAAAGCUCUCUGAUAAGAUUGAUAAAUCGAAAGACGAAGAAGAAAAGAUCUCUCAGCAAAUACAGACAGCAGAAAAGUCCAUAAAAUCUGAUCAAAACCAACAGGAAAUAGUGGAGAGAGAAAGGAAAGCGCUUACCGAAGCAAUUUCUCAGGACCCAAAAAUGCAGGAAUACAGGCAUACGUUGGAACAAGUUCAACAGCUAAGGGAAAUGCAAGAUUAUCAAAGUCUUAAAUUGAAAGAACAGAAACAUUUUGCAGCAAUGCAAGGCAUAGAGGCAGCAAAUCACAACAUUAGCAUGUCACAACAUGAAGCAGAGCGUAUUGCAACAGAAAUAUCUUCAAUAGAACAUCAGGAAGAACAGCUGAAGAACGAUUUAGAAAAAAGCCAACAGAUAAUAGAAAAAUUAUUGGCAAAACACCGAGAAUUGCAAAUAGCUAAGGACCAACUAUGCCAGCAACAAAUGGUUUGCGAAACAUCUCUUAGAAGCAUCAAUGAACAUAAUGAACAUUAUAGAUUUGUUAGAACGGUUCACGAGCUUUCGAAACAGCCAUCAAGUGGUUGUUUUGGAACAUUGAGUGACCUUUACGAGCUAAAGGAUGAGGCAUACUUUGAUGCAGUCAACUCUGCUCUUUGUCCAUUGUUGAAAAACACAGUGGUUGUUGAAUCAAGGGAUGCAGCACUGAAAAUUGUGAAUUUCUUUAGACAGAACAAAAUUGGAAUUGUGACGUGUGAAAUUUUGGAUGAAGUUUCAACAAGUUCAAGAAUAGAGCGAUUUAUUGACGAAUCUGAACUAAUUCCAAUGAUGGAUGUUAUUUCCUGCGAUUCACCCUUUCGACCAUUGCUAUUUAAACACACUAAUAAUUGGUAUAUUACAUCCAAUAUCUCAACUGCAAAGAAAUAUUCUCGUAGCGACCACAAGAUGAAUAUUGUUACUUUAAAUGGAGAGAUAUUUAAAAGCUUUGGAGAAAUCUCUUCCAAUGCUGUCAACAAGUAUUCUUCAUCAUUGAGUGAAACGUUGAUACGCAGCAAGAGCUGUUCAAAAUUAUUAGAUCAUACCAAAGAUUCGUCCCAGACAGAACGUUUACUCAAAGAAAUACAAAAUAGAAUGACUGACAACGCCAAUUCAAUAGAACAAAACAGGAAAGACCUUGAGGACGAAGAGGCUCUUGUGCGUAUCAACAAUGUACAGCUCUACAACUUUAAAGAAAAAAAGGAACAGCUUCACAAGGAUAUGGACACAUUGGCCAAACAAAUUUCCAACUACAAGCUUGAAUUGUCCUCCUAUUAUGAAAUCACAUCUCAGACAACAUUAAAUGCGCAAGAAGAACAAUUGUUAUCGACAUAUAGACGAAAUAUAAGCACCCUCGAACAAAUGUUAGACAAUUAUCAAACAACAUCCAUUGUUCAACAUUUUUCUAAAUUAAGAAAUUAG